Lepidothrix coronata (blue-crowned manakin) is the source of this 2474-nucleotide messenger RNA. Its product is annotated as putative calcium-activated potassium channel subunit beta. The transcript has 4 exons. NCBI's taxonomy places the organism in Eukaryota, Metazoa, Chordata, Aves, Passeriformes, Pipridae. Bases 214 to 816 code for a protein of 200 amino acids. Gene Ontology annotation, biological process: detection of calcium ion; potassium ion transport. The record is from RefSeq and is a predicted model, not a curated record. Gene Ontology annotation, molecular function: potassium channel regulator activity; calcium-activated potassium channel activity. Gene Ontology annotation, cellular component: membrane; voltage-gated potassium channel complex.
GCUUUGUAAUAGGGGAACUAAGUUAGGAGUUCAGCCACAGCAAAGAAAACCCAGAGAAGUACAGGAAGGAAAAAAAUAAUAAAAAUCCCUUUCAGCUCUGAGCUCUACUACUAUCUCAAGUCUGUCAUGUAACAGAAGAUUUUUUUUUUUUAUCAUCAGCAAAAGCAGCAUUUCAUCAAAAACUAGGUUGUUCAAGUUUCACAACUCUACAUCAUGUUGGGAAAGAAGUUGGUGACUGCUCAGAAGAGAGGGGAGACAAGAGCCCUGUGCCUGGGACUAGGAAUGGUUGCAUGCUCCAUGAUGAUGUACUUUUUUAUUGGGAUCACCAUUGUGCCUUUCUACACUAAGAGCGUUUGGACAACAGAAACUGUGUGCAAGGUACUCAAGGCCAACAUCGAGGACAAAGUUCUCUGCCCAGACAGCGAAGGAUCAGAGGAUGAGGACAUCUUUUCUUAUCCCUGUCUACAGGUGUGGGUUAAUCUGACAGCCUCGGGACAGGAGGUUAUGCUGUACCAGACUGAAGAUACACUGGAAAGAAAUCCUAAGUGCUCGUACGUCCCAGACAAGUCGGAGAACUCUAAAGAAGUUAAAGCACGAAUAGAAACAAUUGCAAGCAAUUUCAAAAAAUACCACACUUUCCCGUGUUACUAUGAUCCAGGAGGAACACAGACCAAUGUUAUUUUAAGCAGACUUUAUCCCCCCAAAGGCCUCCUCUUUGCUUUCCUCUGGCCUACACUCAUGUUUACUGGUGGAUGUCUGAUUAUUGUUCUGGUAAAAAUUAGUCAGUAUGUUUCUGUUCUUUCUGCUUGGCAGUAGAAAAUAAAUUUCUAGCACAGAUUGUUGCAAAAUAUUAAAAUGCUUUUGUUCUGCCUGUUACUGGCAUUCUGUGACUCUUAAUAUACCAGGUGUCCAUCCAAGGGCAGGCAUUUCAAAGAACUGAAUGGCACCCACUAUGGCUGGCAACCCAUUACCCAAGGAGAAAAUAUGAUUCCCGGGAAUGUCUGAAAAUACCUCAUAAGCACAUGGACCAAGUUACUGUCUAUUGUUUCCCUGGGCUUUAUGAGGUACAGCUGCUUUGCAAAUCUACAAUUCAAGUUUACUACUAAACUCUUGUUCCACAUUUUAGAUGUGGUGCUAGUUUUCCGACUGAUUGAGAUUAGUUUGUGCCAGAUCCAUAUACAUCAUCACUGGCAAACACAUCCUAUAUACACUUGUACACCAACACAUUAAGUACUCAUGGUGUAUUCUUCUUGUCUGUUGAGAAAGGCAGCUUUGUUAUGGUGCAAAAAGAUGUUUGUUUUCAUGGCUUUCUUUCUGCUUUUGGGAAAGGGGAGGGAGAAAACCACUCAAAAUAUACACACACAGACUUUACAAAACUUGCCCUCUAAUCAUCUAGCACCAGUUGUAUAUAAAGAAAUGCAUAAAGUACAGGGUACAGGAAAGAAGCUCAUACUAGAAGUUUUUGUAUUUAACUCAAAUUUUAGUCUUGCUUUAUUUGAAACAAGUGCACCACUCAAGGAAGGUUACCUGCCUGCUAUUUGCAUAGAUUAUAAAAACUGUUAAGGAGAGGAAGCUAAGACAUAAAGAAUAUUAUUAUUAAGUAGGGUCCUGGUUCUGGCCAGGACAGGGUUAAUUUUUUCAGUAGCCAGGAGGAGGCAUGGCUAGGACCCUGAUGUUAUGCUAUACCACCUCAUGUCAUUUUCCAGGGAUGGGGAAGGGCUCUCUUCUGGGUCGGUAGUGUGGGCAGAGGGAGCAGUUGGGUAUUGUUGGGAGCGAGAACUCAUGUAAAUCAUUCAUUUCUUGUACACUCUUUUAUUAGCAUUGUUGCUGUUACUACUGCUGUGUUCAUUGUCUUAUUUCAUUGCUGUUUCCAGUAAAUUGUUCUUACAUCAGCCUGUGAUCUUUACCUUUUGUGCCUCCAGUUUUCCUCUCCAGCCACCCACAGGGAGGAGGGGAAAUGAGCAAGUGGCACAUGGUUUGGAGUGUUUUGGUGGGGACACUAAAUUGGGGAAUACCAUUCUUAAACCACAAAAAGUAGAAAACACCUGUGAUGCCUUACUAAAUACAAGAAGCUAAUGUAACAGACAGAAGUUUACAUGCCUAGCAAAAAGAUAUUUCAAAAGAGGUAUUUUUGUUUCCAGUGCCAAGACUCCUAGGAAUGCUCUGAUGCACAUAUAGAGACAUUCUCUAUUCUCUCAAAAUAACUCUGUUUCUCUCAGCCAAAUUUCAACUGCAACUGGACACCAGAGGAACAUGAGAUACUUCCCAUAUACUGUAUUUGACUGGCAUUCGGAACACAACUAGUACAUGCUUUUUCAUCACACAACUGAUAAACCACUAGAAGCUAUCAUUCACAGGAAAGUUGCAAGGCUUAGAUAUAAAUUAAAAUUCAUUAAAUUACAGUGGAAAAAGUUAUUCUCGUUAAUGUGGCAAAAGUCUGUAUUGUUUACUGUAAUAAAGAGAAAGGUUGAAAU